AUGGCCGCAGCAACCAGCCCGGUGUCCGCCCUCAGCGCAUACCGUCAACUUCUCCGGGCUACUCGGAUUGCAUUCAAUGGAGAUUAUCCCGUUCUUCACGCUGCUCGAGCAGAGGCUCGUAAACAAUUUGAACAAAACCGACAACUCGGCGUUGAUACUCCAUUGAAAAUUCAACAUGCGCUCGAAACAGCCCAUAUCCUGAAGACAAAUAUUGUCCAAGGGACAAAAAUAGAGACUAAGGACGAGGGCGGAGAGAAGGUAGAUCGAUAUUCUUUGCGGAUACACGAAUAUACGGAGCGCGGAGACAAUGAUACUAUAAAAGCCGCCGGUGAGAAGCCAGUCAAGGUUGGAAAGGGAUGCUGCUCCUCAUAA
Messenger RNA from Trichophyton rubrum CBS 118892, 372 nucleotides. Its product is annotated as mitochondrial zinc maintenance protein 1, mitochondrial. Bases 1 to 372 code for a protein of 123 amino acids. NCBI's taxonomy places the organism in Eukaryota, Fungi, Ascomycota, Eurotiomycetes, Onygenales, Arthrodermataceae. The transcript is spliced from 3 exons. Gene Ontology annotation, biological process: mitochondrial respiratory chain complex III assembly. The record is from RefSeq and is a predicted model, not a curated record.